Molecule: messenger RNA, 384 nt
Organism: Didymodactylos carnosus
Lineage: Eukaryota; Metazoa; Rotifera; Eurotatoria; Philodinida; Philodinidae
Source: the annotation of a GenBank genome assembly
AUGGAUUCCACACAUGUAAAGCCGCGUCCUGUGUUGCCGAAAAAAGGCGUUAAAAAAUCUAUUCCUCCAAAACCGAAAAUUGAAAAGAAAAACAAGAAAAAACGAAAGGAAACCUACUCGAUCUACAUCUAUAAAGUAUUGAAACAAGUUCAUGUCGAUACAGGUAUAAGUUCAAAAGCCAUGUCCAUAAUGAAUUCAUUUGUGAACGAUAUUUUUGAACGAAUUGCCGCUGAAGCAUCUCGUUUAGCCCAAUAUAAUAAAAGAUCAACAAUAACAAGUCGAGAAAUUCAAACAGCUGUUCGUCUCCUGUUACCUGGUGAAUUAGCUAAACAUGCAGUGAGCGAGGGAACUAAAGCUGUUACAAAAUAUACCAGUGCUGGUUAA